Molecule: messenger RNA, 1446 nt
Organism: Spizellomyces punctatus DAOM BR117
Lineage: Eukaryota; Fungi; Chytridiomycota; Chytridiomycetes; Spizellomycetales; Spizellomycetaceae
Exons: 2
Coding region: 124-1032 (302 amino acids)
Biological process (GO): anatomical structure morphogenesis; cell differentiation; regulation of transcription by RNA polymerase II
Molecular function (GO): DNA-binding transcription factor activity, RNA polymerase II-specific; RNA polymerase II cis-regulatory region sequence-specific DNA binding
Source: RefSeq, a predicted model, not a curated record
CCUAGAUCAACCACUCCAUUUUUUGAGGUACUGGAGACCGAGUCCUAUCUCGCCACAGAGUGAACCCACAGUGCGGCGCAUGCGUGCCUGCUGACCAUCAGAAAGUCGUUCACAGUUACGGGCAUGAGUGAAACUCCGCUACAGUUUGCGUCCCCUCCGGCGUUAGCUUCGUUCGCUUCGGUUCCUGAACGUGCAUCUUUUCCUGGAUCGUACGUUUUGGUUCCGCAAGAAUAUCUUCCACUGAUGGUAGAGCAUUUUCCUUCCCCCUUCUUUAGCUGCGUAAAGGAUGUCUACGCAGCUGGACCAGUUGUGCCUCAGACAAUUUUGACGGAAACUCCUCUCAAGUCGUCAAAGAGUCAGAUGGAAGCCUUUGCCUCUAUAGUAGCGCCAGUUGAUAUUAGCCUUAACAGUAUGACGAACCAAAUUGAUUCAGGUGGAGGUGGACCUGGUGACAAUGCAAGCAACCAUCCAAAACCGCAGCUUUCAUUAGAGCUCGGGAACAGCUCAGGUGUCAACAGAACCAAGAGUAAACCUAGGGCCGGACCAUCACACAAACCAGAGGCACUGAACAAGAGGUGGCGCACCCCCCGGCCACUGAACCCCUUCAUCAUAUAUCGGCGUGAAAAGCAUACGUACAUUCUGGCUAGAAAUCACGGAAUACCAAAUAACGAAAUUUCCAAAUUGGUAGGCCAGAUGUGGGCCAACGAGCCGGAGUCGGUCAAAUCCGUGUAUCGUCAGCGCAGUGAAGAAGAGAAGCGAAUACAUCAAUUGAAGCACCCUGGCUACAGAUUUGCUCCAAGAAAACACAAACCGAAGCGGCCAAAGAAGUCAAUUUCAUGCCAAGAGUUUAAAGACCGACCCGCUGGACAUCAAAAUUUAAGAGCAAGUCGUGCUCACUCAAAUGAAGAUAGCGUGGAAGAGAACACGAGCUCAUUGUCGGCAGACUUCAUCCAUCCGAUACUGCCAUCCCAUCAAUGUGUUUAUGCUUACCACCCCUCUCAGCUGCAAGCUACAGUCCCUUUCGAGACGUAGAAUGAUGGAGGUAACGUCCUCAUCGGCCCACUGAGAGGGGCACAAGCGGUCACCCUUCUUGAGCAGCGAAGCACAGCAAAUAUUUUCUGAGAGAUUGCCCACAGAAAGAUACUGCUAGGUUUCUGUAGUUUUCUGCCCGAUUUACUGGGAGCCAUGGUGAAGCCAAAUGUACAUUGUUUGUGAGCACGGGAGGAAUGGUGGAAGCAGGAGAAGAUACACUGAUCCGUGCAAGCGAUUUGUAAACCUUAUCGUAAAUGCCAAGGUGCAAACCAUGUCAUGUUUAGUUUAUGAAAAAACUCAUUGCAAAUAUUGUUUACACAGCAAUUGCUCGCAUUGCCAUCCUGCCCAGGUUAUUUUGAGACUCUUAAACAUCUGCCGCCCAUAGAGGGUUGGUUUCUUCCCAUCCUUGAUCUU